Molecule: messenger RNA, 2002 nt
Organism: Oncorhynchus nerka (sockeye salmon)
Lineage: Eukaryota; Metazoa; Chordata; Actinopteri; Salmoniformes; Salmonidae
Product: sulfotransferase 4A1
Exons: 7
Coding region: 357-1211 (284 amino acids)
Biological process (GO): sulfation
Cellular component (GO): cytoplasm
Molecular function (GO): sulfotransferase activity
Source: RefSeq, a predicted model, not a curated record
CCUAUAAUUGGAAAACAUAAUCUGUUGAUUUUUAAUUCCAAGAACAACAGCAGGCCUAUUGGCAUCAUCUUCAAUGCUUCAAGUAACCUAUGCUUGAAAGCAUUCCUCUUCCGGCUACAGAGACUAGUGAGCACGCGCGUGCUCCGCAAGAGCGAACUGGUGCUGAUGCUGAAGAGGAGGCGCGCGCCUCAUAUGAGCGCAUCGCAUUACAUCACUUUGCUACGAGGUGAUUGGCUGAAGGUCAAUGCGUACUUCGCUCGCGGACUAUCACAACCAUAUAUCUCGACUCGCACUCGAAAUAUUAUAGCUCUCAAAAUUGAUUGCAAAUAUAUUUUCGUUUAGUGCCCGUUUUGAGGAUGGCCGAGAGCGAGGCAGACACGCCAAGCACCCCGAUUGAGUUUGAGAGCAAAUACUUCGAGUUUGAUGGAGUGCGACUUCCACCCUUCUGCAGAGGAAAGAUGGAGGAGAUCGCCAACUUCUCCCUCAGAAGUAGCGACAUAUGGAUUGUCACGUAUCCCAAGUCAGGUACCAGUCUCCUUCAGGAAGUUGUGUAUCUGGUGAGUCAGGGAGCGGAACCAGAUGAGAUUGGUCUGAUGAACAUCGAUGAGCAGCUUCCUGUUCUGGAGUACCCUCAGCCUGGCCUAGACAUCAUACAGGAAUUGACGUCUCCUCGUCUGAUCAAAAGCCACCUGCCCUACCGCUUCCUGCCUACAGCCAUGCACAAUGGAGAGUCCAAGGUGAUCUACAUGGCGAGGAACCCUAAAGAUCUUGUGGUGUCUUACUACCAGUUCCACCGCUCCCUCAGAACCAUGAGCUACCGCGGAACCUUUCAGGAGUUCUGCAGACGCUUCAUGAACGACAAGCUGGGAUAUGGUUCCUGGUUUGAGCACGUGCAGGAGUUCUGGGAGCAUCGCAUGGACUCAAACGUCCUCUUCCUGAAAUAUGAAGACAUGUACAAGGACCUGGGGACGUUGGUGGGGAAGCUGGCGAGGUUCCUGGGUGUCUCGUGUGACAAGGCCCAGCUGGAGACAAUGGUAGAGAGCUGCAACCAGCUCAUAGAGCAGUGCUGCAACUCAGAGGCCCUCUCCAUCUGCAGGGGUCGCGUGGGACUGUGGCAGGACAUCUUCACCGUGUCUAUGAACGACAAGUUUGACGCGGUGUAUAGACAGAAGAUGGGCAAGUCUGACCUGACCUUUGACUUCGGCCUGUGAGGACCGGACCGACUGACCACAACGACACGAACACGGACUUACACUCCUCCUCCUGCUGCCUAAACACCGUACACUCCUCUGCCUCUCUUCAUCACUCAAUAAAUCAAUCAAUCAAUCAAACAAUCACGUUUUAGAUAUACUGUAUAACGCUGUAUGAAUGCUAUGGUGGGGAAUCAUAUGUCCAGCCCAGAGUCAAGUAUAGAGACCCCCAUGACUGCCCUUUGAUACAGAGCAAGUGUUCCGUUUUAGCUGUAUCCAGGUCAGUUCCUAUUUGACCUAGUCCUUCAUUUUAGCACACGUUUUUCACUUUCAGUACAUUACAUAGCUUGUUUGUUACAAAAAGGCUUUCAAUGGGCAUUAGCUUAAUCAGCACUAGACUUUUUGUAUCAACCUUUCUUGCCGAGGUGAAUGGGGAAUGUGUGUGUGUGUGUGUGUGCGCGCGUGUGUGUGUACAUGCUCGUGUGUGAGUAAAAUCACAAAAAUGACACAUCACAACUGCCUUUUAUAUCAGUUCUGUUUGUUUAUGCUGCUAAAGUGAUGCCUUUCUCUGUCCUCAGACCCAUAGCCACCUAUAGAGUUAAUGUACCACACUGAGACAACAGAGUAUCCCUCCAUGUUACCAGCAUUCUCUGUGUGCUCUCCCCCAAGUACAUGUAGCCCCUUUUCUCUUCUAUUGCUUGCGUCUCUUUCUCUCCUCCUCCCCCUCCUCCCUGCUGUAAAUGCCCCCAGAGAGACCAGUAGACCCCCCAACCCCCAUCCCCUCUGCUCUGCUGGACACUUGUGAAUGUCUU